This is a messenger RNA of Crotalus tigris (Tiger rattlesnake), 5183 nucleotides long. Its product is annotated as sialidase-4-like. Gene Ontology annotation, molecular function: exo-alpha-sialidase activity. Lineage: Eukaryota; Metazoa; Chordata; Lepidosauria; Squamata; Viperidae. The coding region runs from base 2279 to 3799 and encodes 506 amino acids. The record is from RefSeq and is a predicted model, not a curated record. Gene Ontology annotation, biological process: ganglioside catabolic process; oligosaccharide catabolic process. The transcript is spliced from 4 exons. Gene Ontology annotation, cellular component: lysosome; cytoplasm; membrane.
UAUCUUUUUUCAGUGCUGUUGUAACUUCGAACAGUGACUAAAUGAACUGUUGUAAAUCGAGGACUAUCUAUAAUUUAAUCCCUACCUACUAGAUUAUAACAUGUGUAUUAAAACUCUGAAAACAGGAUCCAGAAUAGAAGAUAUUCUAGUUUGGAGCACAAAAAUACAACCACUGGUGAUAUUUACAGAUCAAAAUUACAUUUCUAUGAGUUAAGCAUUUGUCCUUCAGAAAGCAAUAGGCACAGUUUAGCAAAAAAAAAUUUUCCCUGCCACAUUUGCGCUUUUAUAAUAAGGUGAAAAUAACAGUCUCUCACUGUGCAAUCUUGCUAUACUUUGAUUUGCAUGGAGAUUGGGAUGAUUAUGGUAGAUGAUCAGAAAGAUGGAGUGUGGGGUAAAUGUUCUGUUUGCUGGUUACUGAAUCAGACAAAAAAAACCAGGCUCGGAAUUUCAGGCCACAGAAGAAGAUUCAUUUAACAAAAGCUGCAUUGGGGGUAAAAAUCAUCUAUGUCAUACUAUGUCCAUGGGUUGGCAGUGGUACAAAUACUACAGUAAUGGAUUUAAUAUACACAAGGAAGGGUAUCUUUAGGCAAGCACGUUGAAUCACUUCUAAUUGUGAAGCAGCAAUGGUGUUGGGUGUCUCAGGUUAGAUUACUAGAUCCAUGUUUAAUUUCUGGCCAAAAAACCACAAUAUAUAAUUACAGGUUUUGGCAAAAAUCCUUACACAAUUCAGAGCAAAUUAUGGUCUGACUUAAUUUUCCUGUUGUUGUUAAUGAGGAGGUUAUAGCUUAAGAUAACUUUAGUAUGAACUACAGUGGAAUCUCUUUUACCUCAGAGAUAAUUCUGGAUGUUUAAUACAUAUUAAUAUAUGUAUUAAGUCUAUAUAGUGCUUAGUGACACACAUUAAUCACUACAGUAUAGUAUCCAUUGUGUUCAUAAUUCUGCCAAUUACUAUAGUGUAUGGUGUACAGUAUAGUGCAUAGCAUAGCAUAGCAUAGAAUAUUUUAUUGGCCAAGUGUGAUUGGACACACAAGGAAUUUUUCUCUGAUGCAUAAACUCUCAAUGUACAUACAAACAACAAAGUGAUUGGUCAUAAAUCAUAGCAUAUAGCACUUACCAUAUACUAUGUAAAAUAUACUAUAUACUAUAAGGCAAGAUGUAAUGUAGUGUAAUUAUAGGAAAGAUUAAUGAUGUUUGAAAGCGCACAUGUAUGUUUUAUCAUUUAUGUUUAUACACAUGUCACAAACUAACUCUAAAAUGCAAGAGAAAUAGGAGGAUACCCUUCCAUUAGCACAUCCUGUUUAUUAGCUAUUUUGAUAUUUCUCAUUUUGAAGAGUUAACAUGACAAAGUGUUGUUGGAUCAACAAUGAUAUGCCCAGUAUUUUGGGUGAAAAAACAGAAUUGUAGUAUAGGAGACUGCCUAGAAACCAUAGGAAAAGAAACAUGAUUACAUUAGCUCAAUGGUUAAUAGAUGCCAAGCUAUUUACUAUGGGUCACUUGAAUUUGCUGCUGAUGGAAAGGCAUCAAAAUCCAUAUAACUUACUUUGGAUUAUGUUGCCUCAAUAAGGAUAAUGCUAGCUUCAUAGUAGUAUACUUAAGGCCAUCAUCAGCCUGUCUCACACAUGGGUUGGAUUAUGUGAGUAGGACAAUAUGCUAGAGACCUUGCAGAAAAAAGUUGAUGGCAGGUAUAUUUGUAUUAUAAUUAGGUAAAAAUGAAUAAACAGAGUUAGAUCACAGAUCAAACAUACAGAUACUGGGAGUAUCACAAUCUCUUGUUACUUGAAAGUUAGAGAGGAAAAUCUUUGUUCAUGACCAGAUCACCCAAAAUUCACUUCCAAUUAUGGUGUUUUCUAUUAUGUUUCAUAUAUGUAAAUAUGGUCUGGAAACCAGUGUCUCAAUUAGUAAAUAAGUAAAUAAAUAGGGAAAUUAUAGCCAUUAAUACCUGCCCAUGGAAAAUGCUGGUUCUGUCCUCACUGACCUGUUGACAAUGAAGUCUUUGUCUACUAUUGCUGAUCAAGCUAGUAAAUACUGCCUCGGUUCUUUCUCUGUAUCAUCUAGUAAAGUCAUUGACUCAAAGGGAGAGGAAAAGGAGGGGCGGGGUGUGUGUUGAGAGUUAAAACACAACAAACAAGGUGCCACUAAAGAUAGGAAACUGCUGAGACUGUAUUGGUUAGAAAGCAGCAUAUGUACAUGGGUACACGUGUAAUUCAAAUUACUACCGAUCCAUCUAAAGAACAACUAGUGGAUUUAGUGGUAACAGCCAGAAAAAGAACAAGCUGCAAUGGGCACUCACCAUUUCCCUGGCCGAACAGUCUUAUUUGAAAAGGAAACAAGUGGAAUGACGUACCGAGUGCCAGCGUUACUCUAUAUCCCAUCUGUAGCCAAGCUCUUGGCUUUUGCAGAACAGCGGCUUAGUGUGGAUGACGCUGAUGCCAAUUUACUGGUGCUAAGAAGGGGUGUUUUCUACAUGAACUUUGUGCAGUGGGAAGAUAUGCAAACCAUUGAAACAGCAAAACUUAUGCACCAUCGAUCUAUGAACGCUUGUCCCAUCUAUGAUGAAGUCACUGGCAUGGUUUUCCUAUUUUUCAUUGCUGUGUUGGGCAGGACUUCUGAAGUCUUUCAAAUUGUCACAGGUCAAAAUGCUGCUCGCCUCUGCUAUGUGUCUAGUUCCGACCAGGGCAUCAGCUGGAGUCAUGUGACUGAUCUCACUGAGGAAGUCAUUGGCAUGUCCAUCCAAGAUUGGGCUACUUUUGCCCUUGGUCCUGGUCAUGGCAUUCAGCUCAAGUCAGGCCGUCUGCUCUUGCCUGCUUAUACUUAUUAUAUUGACUGCAAAACAUGCUUUGGGAAAUUCUGCAAAACAACCCCACAUGCAUUUGCCUUCUACAGUGAUGAUCAUGGGCAGAGCUGGUUCUUUGGUGAGUUUGUCCCCAAUCUGAAGACUGUUGAGUGCCAGAUGGUGUCAGUGGAUGAGGAGGAUGGAAGCCAUGUGCUCUUCUGCAAUGCUAGGAGUCCUCUGGGCUUCCGGGUUCAGGCACUCAGCACAGAUGACGGGGCAAUAUUCCAUUCAGGGCAGCUGGUACCACGACUUGUAGAGCCUCCUCAUGGUUGCCACGGAAGUAUCAUUGGAUUCCCAGCUCCACUUUACUGCAUGCAUCAUGGCAUCCAAGUGUCCCAGAGAAAAGCAUGUCCUGUUAAAGGGCCAGGCCUCUUAUUGCAGCCUAGAAUGUGUGAGAGGUCCCAUUUUUGUCCAGCACAGCUUAGUAGUUCUCUCUGCAACCACUAUUUAUGCCAGCAGCAGCUGGAAAGGUUUAUAUCAACUGAAACUUCUAGUGGCCACCUCAAUAGUGCUCUUAGUCCCAUGUCUUGGAAUAUGACAUGUACUGAUCCAGAUCACAAUGCUGAAAUGAUUUCCAAAUCAGAUACGUAUUUUGAAAUCCCAACAUGGGUUCUGUAUUCCCACCCAACAAGCUCCAGAUCCCGAGACAACUUGGGAAUAUACCUCAGCACAUUUCCUAGAGAUGUUGACAGCUGGUCUAAACCCUGGAUUAUUUAUGAAGGGCCCAGUGCUUACUCAGACUUGGCCUACAUUGAGUUGCCUUACUCAGAGUUCUCAGCAACUGGGAUCGCAGCAUUUGCCUGUCUGUAUGAGAACGGGAUGCAAUCCCCAUAUGAGCAAAUAUCCUUUAGCAUGUUUACAUUUCAUGAAGUUCUUCAGAACAUUCCUCUAACAACUUUUUCCCUAAGUCAGAAACGAACCUCAAAGGUUACAAAGAAAAAGGGGAAAAAAUGUGCUAUCUUUUAAACAGAGGGAUAACCUAGAUACUUUAAAUCUCAUUCAUCCUAUCAUAAACAUUGUGAAAUUUAUUUUGAUAUACAAUUGUGUACAUAUUAUUUGCAGAAUAGAGUUGGGUUGCAAAAUUCAGAUAAAUUAAUGCAAGAUGCAUGUAGCUACUUUGGCCUUGCUAGGAGAUUGAGAGCUUCCUUCAUUUAUAGAAAUAUUCCAAAAUAUGUUUAAGGAUGCUAGCUUGGGUCUGCCACCUGUUGGUUAAAACACCCUACUAAAUGGAAGAAGGGAUAAGAUUAUUUACAGUGCAGAUUCUGGUUUCCUUUCCUUUCCUCUCUAAAGUUGUGGGUUAUUUUUUUAAUUAUUAUUUUCUUGAAACCAAAACAAAGAGUCAUGUUUUCUUUCCAUAUACAAAGAAAUGCAUCCCACUACACUUCUGUGGCUUUAAGUUAGAGAAGGGUUAGAGAACAAUUAAUCAGUGGAACAGCUUAUUUCCAGAAAUUGUGGGUGCUCCAUCACUGGAGGUUUUUAAGAAGAGAUUAGACAACCAUUUGUCCAGAAUGAUAUAAGGUUUCUUGCUCAACCAGCGAGUUGGACUAGAAGUCCUUCCUUCCUACUCUGUUAUUCUGUUAUUAAGAAGAAUCACACCCGUCUAACCCUUCCAUAGAAGGGAAAAUAUAUCUUCCAAGGUAAUCUGUUAAAGAAGGCAUCUGCAAUGCUGGCCAGGACUGAGCAGGAUUGAAGGGUCAAACGCAUCACCAGUCAUGAAUCCUUUUGCGCCCACAAGAGAUCUAAGUCCAGCCCACCUUGAAUACCUUCUUAAUUCCCACUCAUUUCCUUUGACCACUAGUAGCUUAGAUUUUUUCAGAGAGCUUAAGCUUGCAAUAAAUCUUUAUACUCAUUUGAACAGCCUGAAUCUCCUGAUUUCCCCUGCGCUUAACAGGUUGGGUCUUAAGACAGCAGACACCAUGCAUGCUUAAGUCCAGCAUCUCCUUUGUAUUUUACCUACCAAUGUUAGGGCGCAUUCACUUCAAUGGAGCACGUAAAGCAUGGGUGUCCAAACUUUCGGCUUGCCUGGGGUGCACUGAGUGAGGAGGAACUAUCUUGGGCUGCAUAUAAAAUACAAUGUAUAUAAAUCACAUUAUAAUAUUAAAAAUUUACGAACUUGUACGGCUGUAUGACUAGCUGUCCAGAACCACAUGCAGUCCAUGGAUUGGACAUGCCUGAUGUAAAGGGUAUGAAGGGGUUUGUGAUCACAUUAUAAUAAUACAGAUUGAGAUAAUAUUGCAACAACAUUGCCUGCCAUGAAAUAUGUUGGGAAAUAUCAUGACACACAUAAAAUAUAAGUGUAGUUUUGAUUGUACUGCUAUAGCCACUAUCCUGAUAUUUUUGAUGGCAUACU